Phalacrocorax carbo (great cormorant) is the source of this 3148-nucleotide messenger RNA. NCBI's taxonomy places the organism in Eukaryota, Metazoa, Chordata, Aves, Suliformes, Phalacrocoracidae. The record is from RefSeq and is a predicted model, not a curated record.
CCAGCCCGAUGAGAGGGUGGGGGGCGGCGGCGGCGGCCACGCUGGCACCACGCGGCGGCAAAAGUGUGAGGGCGGUGACGGGUGGGACGGCGGCGUGGCCAGCUGUCGGUGAAGCCCUCACCCGGCGGCAGCCAGUGGGGUUGGAUGUGGCGGUGGCUGUUUCGGGAGGCUGCUGCAGCGCGGCGUUACUGUGCCCUCGGUGCUGCUGAAAGGGAGUUUGGAAUAAGCAGUUUCAGGCAAACAGGCUUCACUUAACCAAAACAAUGUUUGCGGAUUUGGACUAUGAUAUUGAGGAAGAUAAGCUGGGGAUCCCCACUGUACCUGGGACAGUGACCCUGAAGAAGGACUCUCAGAACCUGAUUGGGAUCAGCAUUGGGGGAGGAGCACAGUACUGCCCCUGUCUCUACAUUGUCCAGGUAUUUGAUAACACUCCAGCAGCCUUAGAUGGCACCGUAGCAGCUGGUGAUGAAAUCACAGGAGUGAAUGGGAAGUCCGUCAAGGGGAAGACCAAGGUGGAGGUGGCCAAGAUGAUACAGAUGGUAAAGGGAGAAGUGACAAUUCAUUACAACAAGCUUCAGGCUGACCCAAAGCAGGGCAAGUCUUUGGAUAUCGUAUUGAAGAAGGUAAAGCAUCGACUGGUAGAGAACAUGAGCUCAGGGACAGCGGAUGCCCUGGGGUUAAGCCGAGCCAUACUUUGCAAUGAUGGACUAGUGAAGAGAUUAGAGGAGCUGGAGAGGACUGCAGAGUUAUACAAAGGCUUGACAGAGCACACCAAGAGUCUUCUCAGGGCUUUCUUUGAGCUAUCCCAGACACACAGAGCAUUUGGAGACGUUUUCUCUGUCAUUGGUGUACGGGAGCCACAACCAGCUGCCAGUGAAGCCUUCGUGAAAUUUGCUGAUGCUCAUCGCAACAUUGAGAAGUUUGGGAUUCACCUUCUGAAAACAAUUAAGCCGAUGCUUACUGACUUGAAUACAUAUCUGAAUAAAGCCAUUCCUGACACAAGGCUGACUAUCAAAAAAUACCUGGAUGUCAAGUUUGAAUAUUUGUCUUACUGCCUGAAAGUCAAAGAGAUGGAUGAUGAAGAGUACAGCUGCAUUGCUCUGGGUGAACCCCUCUACCGGGUCAGCACUGGGAACUAUGAAUACCGCCUUAUCCUACGCUGCCGGCAAGAGGCUCGCACGCGCUUUGCCAAGAUGAGGAAGGAUGUGCUAGAGAAAAUAGAGCUCCUGGAUCAGAAACACGUGCAAGACAUUGUGUUCCAGCUCCAGCGAUUUGUCUCCACGAUGUCCAAGUACUACGAUGACUGCUAUGCCGUGCUCCGAGAUGCAGAUGUCUUUCCCAUUGAGGUGGACCUUGCCCGCACUACUCUUAACUAUGGGCAGAAGGACACUUACACGGACGGGGCAGAAGACGAAGAAGAAGAAGGAGGAAGCGAGAGAGAGGGUAGUGGGAAGGAAGACACAAACGGUGAAAAGCUCAUUGAUGAUGCCUGAGUGUGCCAGCAGGGCCAGAGGAAAGGCUUUGCAGACUGUUAUAAAAACAUGUAUUUCACAUGGCAACUCAUCCUCCAUGACUUUCUGUCUAUGUCCAGCCUGGGAUUCCUCCUCUGCUUUGGGUGGGGGUGGCUGGUUGGAUUGGGACCAACCUCUGCUUUCCACUCUCUCCCCGUGCUCGUUUGCCUGGAAAUUCCCUUUUCCUUCAGACACUCCUGCUGCCCAGCUCGGGGAGGAAAAUCCCCUACGACACUGCCGUGCAACUCUGUCUGUACUCUGCCGUGUACAGACUGGACACUGCUGAGUGUGCGGGAUGCACCACUUCCCUCUGGCACGUGGAAGCCAGUUAAACAUCUGGAGAUGAUUACGAAUGGCAAGAACAGCUCCUUCCCUUGUGCGGUAGGAAAGCAUUAGCACCAGCAUUGUUUUCUUCACCCCACUGCUCGCUGUCUUCAAGCUUUCCAUCCUCUGGCCUGUUUUAAGCUUCCUCUGUCUCUUCCAUCUGUCCCCAUGGGCUGCAGGACCAAUUUUUGUAGGAUGAUCACUCCCACCACUCCCAGCUCUCUGCACCACUGGUUUUAAGAAACAGGAGCAAGUGCAAACUGAUGCCUAGGACUGGUGUUGGUACAUGUGAUCUGACCACACCCCCAUCCAAAGCAGGGGCUGGUAGAUGUAGUUGCCUGGCACGCUGAGCUGCUACAAAGAUUUGGAAGUCUGUUCCCCUGGCUAUCAUCCUCUUCAUAGUCCCUGAGCUCCUGCACAGCUGGCACUGUCUGCACACUCCAUAGCUACACCCCAGGGCUAGAAUCCUGCAGGAGGUGGCUCUGCCCUUCCCUGUGGGAAUGAGGAAGGAGCCCUCCUACUCAGUAGAGACCCUGAGGUGAACGCACUUGCCUGAGGCAGACAGGUUCCAGGGAAUAACAGCAAAGCCGCAUGCAUUUCCUUUCUAUCAUUCUCCUCUCUUAUGGCUCCUUGUGAUGGACAAUAACUGAUUCUUGACGAUGUGCAGCCAGUCCUGCACACUCUUUCCUUGUAUGGGUGCCAGGAGAAGCCACCUUAGAACCACAAAGCAGAUAUCCCAUCCUUAAACUAGAGACAGGAAGCCUUGUGGAGGGAGGAUGACGUGGCCUGUAGGCAGAGACUCUGAGAUUUUGAGUGCCAUGUGUAAAUAGUGUACCACCCCUACCACCCCCUGCUCUCCUCUGCACAACCAUUUUGUGCUGCCUCCGGGCCAGCUGGAAGCAGUAGCUGACAUCCCAUUGCCCAGCACAAGGGAAGGAGGGAAAGGAAAACCAAAGUAACUGGGGCUGCUUCUUUCCUCCUUCAUUUUCUCCCUCCACCCUUGUGGGCUGAUCCCAGACGCAGGCGGCACUUUGUCCUUUAGCGGGCAGCACAACUGCCAGGCGUGGUGUGCUUCUCAGGCAAGAAUUUUGACUUCUCUGUCAUUACCUUCUAGUGGUAGUGAGAAAAGUUAUUUAAGGGCAUUAAUUUAUGAUCGAGAUGUUUGUUUUGUUUUUUCUCUUUGAUUUGUUUUUGGAGCUUCUUUAUCUCUGUGGGUGCUCGGAAGAAAGCCAUCCAUGGUCAAGCUGCCCUGGAAGGUUUACACAGACUGAUACACUGACUGUUGUCUCUAAUAAAGAAAAAUGUGACAUUUC